AUGAAGACUAAAGCAAGAGCUUCAAAGCAAACCACAAAAGCAAACGCUCGUGACCGGAUCAAAGACGAAGCAGAGUUGGUGAGAGAUGAACAGCCCGACACCAGGCGGCAGGAUACACACAGCAUCCGGGAACGAGGUCUGAUGGUGGACACGGGAGCGACAUCUCAUAUCAUCACUGACGUGACCAAGUUCAAAAGCUUCCAGGAGACGUUCAAACCAGAGAACCACAGCGUCGAGUUGGCAGACGGUACCCGGUGCAGUGGAUCCAAGAAGAAAGGACUGAGUUUGGAGGAAAAGAGAAGUCGCAUGAUGGAGAUUUUCUUUGAAACAAAGGAUGUCUUCCAGCUGAAAGACAUCGAGAAGAUUGCCCCUAAAACAAAGGGAAUAACACCAAUGUCUGUAAAGGACGUGCUGCAGAGCCUGGUGGAUGACAAUAUGGUGGACUGUGAGCGUUUGGGGACAUCCAACUAUUACUGGGCUUUUCCCAGCAAAGCUCUGCACGCCCGCAAGCUCAAACUGGAUGAGCUGAGCAAACAGGUGUCUGAGGCAAAGAAGCGUCAAACUUCACUGCAGGAUGCCAUUGAAAAAGCCAAAGAAGGACGUGAUGAUACAGAAGAGAGGAGUGCCAUGUUGAAGGAGUUUCAGGCUCUGACAGAAGAGCGAGCUCAGCUCCAGACUGAGUUGGACAAGUACAAGGAAUGUGACCCACAAGUUGUUGAAGAGAUGAAAAAAUCAAAUGUUGUUGCCAAAAUAGCUGUUUCCAGGUGGACAGACAACGUUUUCGCCAUGAAGUCAUGGACCAAGAAAAAGUUUGCUUUCGACAACAGCCAAAUCGACAGAGCCUUCGGGAUCCCCGAGGACUUCGACUACAUGGACUGA
Molecule: messenger RNA, 879 nt
Organism: Nerophis lumbriciformis (worm pipefish)
Lineage: Eukaryota; Metazoa; Chordata; Actinopteri; Syngnathiformes; Syngnathidae
Source: RefSeq, a predicted model, not a curated record